AUGAACCGCACUACGCCUUAUCAUCCAGCAGCGAAUGGCAUGGUAGAGAGGUUCCACUGUACGCUAAAUGCAGCACUAAUGGCAAGACCGAAACAUACAUGGCUCCAAUUAUUUCCAUCAGUUCUUUUAGGUUUACGAGUAUCAGUGAAGGAAGACUUAGGAGCAUCUGCUGCAGAGAUGAUUUAUGGUAUCAACCUCCGUCUGCCUGGAGAAUUCUUUGAACAUAAUACCCAAUCAACUUCGUCAACGCCUCCUAAUCAAUCAAAUUUUCUAAACAAAUUUCGUGAAUAUUUGCGUGAAGUGCUACCAACGCCAGCAGCACAUCAUAGCAACAGGCCAAUUUUCAUACAUAAAGAACUCAACAAUUGCUCACACGUUUUUCUGCGUUCAGAUCACAUCAGAAAACCACUAGAACCACCAUAUACAGGACCGUGUAAAGUAUUGAACAAAAUAAGUGAACGACUGUUCACAAUUGAAGUAGGUGACAAAAAGUUGAAUGUUUCAAUCGAAAGAUUGAAGCCAGCGUUCCUGGAAAAUACAGAUGUUCCAGCAGAACCGAAGUUCUUAGAAAUCUUGGUAGACAAUCCUAGGCCAAAGCAUGACACAGCACUAGUAAGAAGCACGAAGAAAAAAGUUACGUUCGCCGAAGACCCGCUUCAAUUAAACAACAGUCCAUUGCAGUCAGACGCCAUAGACAAAAAGAAGGUCACACUCACACGUAGUCUUCAUCACAGUCCUUCGGCUAUCUUCUAA
Messenger RNA from Teleopsis dalmanni, 753 nucleotides. RefSeq lists its product as uncharacterized. The record is from RefSeq and is a predicted model, not a curated record. Bases 1 to 753 code for a protein of 250 amino acids. Gene Ontology annotation, molecular function: nucleic acid binding. The transcript has a single exon. NCBI's taxonomy places the organism in Eukaryota, Metazoa, Arthropoda, Insecta, Diptera, Diopsidae.